Molecule: messenger RNA, 1149 nt
Organism: Paraphaeosphaeria sporulosa
Lineage: Eukaryota; Fungi; Ascomycota; Dothideomycetes; Pleosporales; Didymosphaeriaceae
Exons: 2
Cellular component (GO): mitochondrion
Source: RefSeq, a predicted model, not a curated record
AUGGCGACUCCCCGGUUACCCUUCCUAUGGCCUGUGCUAUUCAAACCGCUGAAAGCGCCUCGCACACGCGCACCGAAUGUCACGCGAUGCACUCCAUCCAGGCGAAGACUUGCAGCAACGUCGCGUCCCCGACAAGAAGUCAUCACACAGCGCUAUGGCACUGCUCAAGAACCCGCGCCGCAUCUGCGAGACCAUGAAACCCAGAAGGGGUCUGAAAAAGAAGCCGAGGCGUCCUCUCAGCCCGAGCCCGAGCCCGUGGAAGAAGAGGAAGACGAGGGGCCGCUACCGCCCACGAUGCCAUCCACGCAGAUGAAGAGCGCAGACGCUGAUUUACCGGACGAAGCAACGCCCCCACCUCCUCUUGAGCCACCAAAACCGCCCGAUGCAAAGCCUCUCGAUACAGUACUGCACAUGCCUUCUCCGCAGGAAGAAGAGGAGCGCAAGCCCCCGCACCUCAAAACCCCGCCCUACGUGCACCACUUCGACACCUACAGCCUCGUUAAAGACCUCACAAAGUCUGGUUUUACUGAGGACCAGUCUGUCUCAAUCAUGAAGGCUGUGCGCGGUAUAUUGACGGACAACAUGGAGCUAGCGCGCGAGGGGCUGGUCAGCAAGUCGAAUGUGGAGAACGAGACGUAUUUGUUUCGCGCGGCCUGUAGCGAGCUGAGAACAGAGGUAGGGAAUACGAGAAAAGCGGAGGUGGAAAGAAUGAGGAGCGAGAGAAACCAGUUGCAGCACGAGGUGGACAUUCUGAGUCAGCGCAUGGGUCAGGAGACAAGCCAUUUGAAAGAUGAGCUGAAGGGGCUAUUCGACGAUCGGAAGAUGGCUGUGCGGAACGAGCAAAGGCACAUGGAGUCUCUGAUUCAACGACUGGGCUACAAGAUCACCGUGGAACUGAAUUCAGAUGCGCGCAGCGAAGUCGAGGGUCUGAGAUGGAUUCUCACACGGAGAGCAGCCACUGCAAUUGGCAUAUCUGCCUUCCUGCUCUUUACCUGCUUGCGGUUCAUGAGCUACAGCAGCCACCUGACACAGGAGCAGAAGAAGAAGGACGAAGCUCCCCCCGAGCCGUCAGACAACUCGCCAGCGACAGGCAAGCCCAUGCUCGGCAAAGACGAGCCUCUCGGCGGCGAGCUGCUCACGACCGAAGGC